Molecule: messenger RNA, 1123 nt
Organism: Pistacia vera
Lineage: Eukaryota; Viridiplantae; Streptophyta; Magnoliopsida; Sapindales; Anacardiaceae
Exons: 2
Coding region: 379-1110 (243 amino acids)
Source: RefSeq, a predicted model, not a curated record
CCGUAGAACCCACAACCCUUUGCGCAGAGAGGUGCAAUGGCGUUGUUUACAUCCAUCUUUUAUUUGUUCUUACUGCUUCUCACUCGAGUCGUCCCUUUUUUUUCUUCUUCUUAUUAAUUGUGUUAUAGAGAAAAUUGUGAGGUUUGCGAUGGUAGAUUGAAUAUAUAUAGAGAGAUUUGAAGUAGAAUCCACUUAGGAAAAGAAUUCAACUAUUAAUUUCGUAUAUUUUUCUAGAGAUUUCUGUAUCCUUCAACCAUUAGGAAAAUUCACAGACAUUAUUAACCAAAAAGGAAUAAUGCACAUAUAGCAAUGCAUAAGUGAACAUAGCUUUCACUCCAGAAUGGCUGGGAAGGAAACCAUCACCUACCAGAAAACAUCAUGACUUUCCCAUCACCUCCAGAAUCUGGCCCACUACCAAUCCUACCAGAAAACCUCACAACUUUCCCAUCACCCACAGCAUAUCCCCAGGGCUAUGAUGUUGUUGACAAUGGCAAAGAAGAGGAGAGUGAUAACGGUCAGGAUGACCAAAAAGCAUUGUUUGAAUUGGAUCGGGAGGCAUUUGAUUUUGAAACAGAUGGUUCAUUCAGCUCAUCUCCCUCCCUCCUAGCAAACUGCCUUGUACCUUCAGUAGGAAUUUCUUCUGCUGUUCCUGUGGAAAAAUCUUCCUUGAGUGAUGAUAUAAGUGAUGAACCAAACAUUCCUUCCACACCAGAUUCUGAAACAGACAGUAGCACAAGCAGUUACGCGACUGGCUUUUCGAGCCUUGUUGGGGCUUCUUUCUUGGAAUGCCUCUUUCCAUUACUUCCACCCAAAGCUGGUUUCCUUGAAAGGGUAGGAUGCUCUGAAAUGGGCCCUCUUACCCAACCAGUAAUGAAAAGCAAGGAGUUUGAUGAUGAAAGUAACAGCAGUGUCGUGAUAAGGAGGCCAACAACACUUGGAGAGCUGAUAAUGAUGAGUCGAAGGAGGAGCUACCAGAGGAAAGCUGCUCAAAUCAGAAAACAGAAUCUAUCAAUGGAAUUCGCAAGGAGAGCUUGUGGAUGCUGCAUCUUUGGAACUAGUAUCAAAAUGAUUGAAGGACUGCAGAGGAAGAAGCGCCAGCUAAUGCUCUGAAACUGUUGUCAAA